Messenger RNA from Leptomonas pyrrhocoris, 4247 nucleotides. RefSeq lists its product as hypothetical. Bases 504 to 4247 code for a protein of 1247 amino acids. The record is from RefSeq and is a predicted model, not a curated record. The transcript has a single exon. Lineage: Eukaryota; Euglenozoa; Kinetoplastea; Trypanosomatida; Trypanosomatidae.
AGCGUGUACAACGAAAACAACGUCCACUCGCGGAUCGGGCAGUCACACACGUGAACUCGAACAACAGCAGAAAAAGAAUAUACUCUCGAGAACAUUUUCUUCUUCUCUUUCCUUCUCAGUGUCAACGUAUCAGCAGGCAACAACAGAAAGCGGAGACCCAAGAACAAGAAAAGAAAUAGAGCGAACUCCACGAAGUCUCAACGAGAACACGCGCACACAUCAGCUUUGUUUGUUUGUUUGCUUCUUUUGGCGUCACCGUUCUUUCUUUCUGUUGAUGUUGUUUCGUUUCCCGAAGAGCACACGACGCACCUCGAGCCGCACGUAGAUCGACAUCGCUGUGGAUAGAAAGAGAGAGCCAGCACACGUUAUUAAACCAUGGCAAUCUUUCAUACGCAUAGACAAUCAUUCUAGACCGAACCUGCAAACGAGCAAACGGAUAUAUAUAUAUAUAUAUUUUCCUCCUUCUUUCUUUUUUUCUUUUGCCACACGCUGCCGCGUCAUGCAUGGGUAGCGCCUUCUGCAUGUCCACGCCCUGCACCACCGUCGCCACCGGCUCCCCGGUAAAGCUCAGCAGCUACGCCGGCGUGCCCCUUCAUGCGUUGGUGGCGUACGAACGGGCCGCGCUCGACCUCCCGCACGACGCGGAGGUACUGCGACGGAACGCAGCGCUGCACCUGCAGGCAGCCCUGCACACACCGUUAACAGAAACCAAAGACCAAGUACACCUUCCUUUCUUUUCCAGAGCAACUCGACGGGUUUCGUCAGACGAAGCGCUCACUCCUAACGCGCCAAGAGACAGCUACUACGUUGAUGGCGUGCCUGUGUGGCUACAAGAGGUGGCACAGCUCUGGAACGCGUCUAGCAGCGAGCAGAGACGCUGUCUUUGUCGCAGCAGUGGUGGUGCUGCGGCGGGUAGCGCGUCUUCAGCGGUGUUGCGCGCCGAGCAACAGGCAGCGUGGGUCAACGGAACCACCCAGCAGCUGCACGACUUUGUCUCGACUCACAAAUUUGUGACGGCGCUACAACACGCAAGGAAGCUACUAAAGAGGCGCCCACAGGGUGCACAUUCGCCGCCAUCUUCUUCUUUGGCAGGACAGCUGUCGUCGCAGCCUGUCUUUGCGGAGCUGUUGCGGUCCUACGAGGCUCUGGCUUGUGCGAUCAACGGGGGACCUGCGGCCUCCGCCAGCACCGCUGUCGGCACGUCCAUCACGGCCAGCAUGUGGUGUGUGCUGCUCUGUCGCUUCUUGCGGAGUCUUCCCGAGCCGCUGAUGCCCGCGUUGUGCAGUCGUCGACUGGAGCCGCUGCUGACCCAAACAGUUCCUCGUCCAAUCGCCGAGCCACAAGGCAAAGCCCCGACACUGCCAUCGUUGUCGUCUGCGGCUCAAAGGACGGCGCUGCGGGUGACGCUGGACUCCUUCGCAGCCAUCAGUGCUGUAGACUACGUCACGUUCUGCUUCGUAUUACACCUGAUGUAUCAGCACCGGACCGAGGUGACGGGCGGCGAGGUGGAGGCGGUGGCUGACGCGAUGGUGCGAGAGGCGGCAGUGCCGCACGUUGUGCGGGAAGUAGCUCACGCCUGCAAGCCGGAAGCGCGCAUGUUCUGGCCCACCGCACAGGUGAACAUCGAUGUCACCUCCGCCAAAGCGCAGCAGGAAGUGGAGUAUGUGCUGCCUACCACGACAACGGCAGUGCAAAGCAGUGGCGAGGAUGACAGCAAGAUGGGCUUGCGCAGUGGAAAAGCACUUCCGCGAACGGGUGCCGCAGCACCAACAGCGGUUCGAGUGCAGACCAGAUCGGAGGGGACGUCAGUCGGUCGUGGAGGCAUGGCCCUUCCAUCGAGUGAAGAGGAGUCAAGCAGCACGAGCGACGACAGCAGCGUCGCGAGCUCUACGUUCACCAACAACAACAACAAGAAGCAGCUGGAGACUCCUCUCGAAGCGGAGGAGAGCACACCGAAGCACUCAGGCGCCUUCGCGGCCCCCAACGGGGAAGUCCAGAAUGCGCUGAUCCAACAGCCUGUGGGAAACGAAAGGCCUCCGCCGACGAAAAGCAGUGCAGCUGGUGGGAUAAUGCAGUGGCACGACAGCUCCUCAUCGUCUUCAGAUAGCGAUGAAGUCGACGACGCUGACGGUGUCAGUGGAAAGGUUCUCAAAGCGACGAAGUCUACUGGGAACGCUGCAGCGGUCGACACGCGGACCUCUAGACGUUUACCCGCGGCAACCGCAGACACAGUACACGCAGCGAUGGCGGCAACAGCAGGCCCAAGCACGUCUACUGCACCUUCCAGCGUAGAUAAAGCUCACACUGCCCAGCACGGAACGGCCGCUUCCUCUUCUUUCUCAGAGAACAAUGCUCUGCUCCCCAAGUCCCAGCUGCCUCGCUCCGUCAACACCACCACUAUUACCUCUACUGCCGUGUUCGCUGACACCCCUUCCAUGGUCGGUGUCUCGCCUGUUCGCAAGAACGAAUUCUCACUGUUGUCCCGCAAUGAGCGCGAUGGUACCAUCACGGCGGAGGAGGAGGGAGGAGAAGGAAGGGACGUCAGAGACACAAGCAUUCCCUCCGCCCUCUUCUCCCGACACGACCACAGCAACACAGAGAGGGUGAUGCGCGAGGACGAGGACGGGAUGCCGCCCAGCGCGCUCGUCAACCAACCCGAGCCCAUGCCACUGCGCGCGAGUCGCAACAGCUCCGCCUUGCAUCCGUCUGCGCUGGAGGACCCGCUGGCUGAGGAGGGCGCGGCGGAGGCGCUGCGCCGUGCGCUGCAGAUGUUCCGCGAGGUGCCCCCUGCUGCCGCACCGACGGGUGUCAACGCCUCUUCUCGCUCGCCCGCCCCGGUAGGUCCGAGUCGCGAGCGCGAUGAGACGGGUGCAGGUCAGCCCUCCGAUGUACGCAGCGCGCCUCGCCCACCCGGGAUGCUUCCGUCGUCGCCGUGCACGGCCGGUUUGCUCACGCCGCGUGAUUUGCUGCAUCACCAGCAACAGCAAGAAGAGCAACGAGACGCGCAGCAGCAACGACCGCCUCUGUCGAGCACGACGUCUGCUGCGUUGCCGCCGACCGGGACAGCGCGUUCGGCCACAGCGUCCAGUACGCCCGCAGCUGCUUUGACCGCACUGACAGCACGGCCGCUGCUGGCGGCACUGCUCGACGCAAAGCAGAGAUUUCUGGCCGCGCCGGUGUGCCCGCCGUUUGUCUUGUGCAACCACCAGCACGGAUGCAGCACCGUGGCAGUGCCUCCGUUUGCGAAAGAGGAAGGGGACGAAGCCUUCUCAGUGUUGACCGGGCAGUCCGGCGUUCCAACGGGCCCUCCAGCUCGUGAUGGGUCGCACAGCGUUGCAGCUUCAGCGAUAAACAACAUCAGCCAUUUGGCCGAACUGCCGCCGCGCACCGAUCUUCUUCCCCAGCGUGGUCAAGUCAUGGAAGCAGCAACGGAAGUCACGGCGUACAAAUGGACUUCCGCACGCACAAGCGGUGCUGGUGCUCCUUCUGACCUGCCUCCUUCAAACACCUCCAUCCCUCCUGAAGCACAACGGACGCUGCCCGUCGGCGUCGUCGUCAACAGCAACAGCAGCGCCGGCGGUGAUCAGCGUGCGUCGGUGCGGUCGCCCUAUGAAGUGCACCGUCUUUCCACCUCCUCCACCGUCGCCUCUGCCUCUGCCUCCCUCCUGCGCCUCGAGCACACGACGGAGUUUCGCAAAGGCAGCGGGCGGAGCACCGUAUUAACCGAAGGGAAUGGGAAGGCGAGGGAAGGCAACUUCGAUGCGACGCGCACAUCGCUGCUCACAUGCUCUCCCGAUGCAGAUGCGUUAACCAGGAACAGGGAGGACGUCGACGCAGACGCACAGGGAGGCUUAAUGCGCAGGCGCCUCUCCGGGUCGUCGCUGGUCACCCCGGACGAUACCGCCCUCACCACCACCGUCAACGCCGCGACGUCGCUCACUUCGAUGGAGCGACAGCUGCGGGGGCUGCGGGAUGUCGUGCGUGCGCUGGAAAGCAACCAACUUGUGCAAGCGCGGCAGGCAGCGGCGCAGACGUCCGAGCUGACGGCGCGCUGUGCGGAGUUGCAGUGUCAGCAACGCGAGCAGGAACAACAGCUUCGUCAUGCGCAGUCCCGAUUGACGGCGGUGCGGCAUGAGCUGGAGGACCUGAAGGAUGAUAAAGCGAGACUGCAGAUGCAGCUGACGGCGGCGCGGCAAGAAGGCGCCCAGCUGCGUGACGCCCUGUUGACGGGCCCAAGUCGCAUAUGA